Molecule: messenger RNA, 2668 nt
Organism: Cydia fagiglandana
Lineage: Eukaryota; Metazoa; Arthropoda; Insecta; Lepidoptera; Tortricidae
Product: forkhead box protein L2-like
Exons: 11
Coding region: 210-1646 (478 amino acids)
Biological process (GO): regulation of transcription by RNA polymerase II; cell differentiation; anatomical structure morphogenesis
Molecular function (GO): RNA polymerase II cis-regulatory region sequence-specific DNA binding; DNA-binding transcription factor activity, RNA polymerase II-specific
Source: RefSeq, a predicted model, not a curated record
CUUAUAAUAAAUUAUAAAAUAAAGUUGUUUACGUGUGAACUUUUUUUAAAAUCUGUGACGGAACAAGGAUGCCCGCUAUGCAAAGCUUCAUGGACUUUUGAGCUGAAUUGGAAAGCCUACAUUUAUAAAAAGUGGUGGCCCGCACGACGGAUGAGGACGAGCUGCACGACGGAAGCGGCGAUGUCGCGCUGACCGGCUACCCCUUCGUCAUGAACGACCUGUAUGUCGACGCGCGCAGGAUGCAACUCUAUUCCCACCCGCAUAUGCACCCGACGGAGCUGACGGUGCAGGCCGUGUCGUCGCACGAGCUGCUCAAGCCCAAGGAUGAGCCCUCUUACACCCUGGCGCCAAGCUCCACGCUUUGCUCGGUGGAACUCCAUCACCCAGGCUCUUCUCCGUACGAAAAUCGGCUAUGUCUUCAAGACAACAAUGGCCCGGACACAUCGAAUUCUCAAAGUGUGAAGGGCGACGAGGAGCUGUCCAGAGUUUACCAAACUUUGAACAUGCAACCACUCUCGAGAGAAGAGAACACCAGCUCUAAUAACAGUAGCGAAACUAAAAGCAAGUCAAAAUCUGCGACUCCGGCCAGCCCCGGCCGCUCGGAGAUGAAGCCCCAGUCAACCACCACCUCGCAGGCCCUCACCAAGCCCCCCUACUCGUACGUCGCCCUCAUCACCAUGGCCAUCCACAGCAGCCAGUCGAAGCGUGCCACGCUUAGCGAGAUAUACGCAUACAUCACCAAGGAGUUCCCUUUCUUCGAGAAGAACAAGAAAGGCUGGCAGAACUCGAUUCGACACAACUUGAGUCUCAACGAUUGCUUUAUCAAGGUUCCGAGAGAAGGCGGGGGCGAGAGGAAAGGCAAUUACUGGACUCUUGAUCCACACUGCGGUGACAUGUUCGAGAACGGCAACUACCGUCGCCGGCGCAGGAUGAAGCGCCCGACGAGGGCCACCCCGUACUCCAAGUCGAUAUUCGGAGACGCGUACCAUGUAGCCCACGUGGCUCAGCAUGUGCCUCCCCAUAUGCAACCUCUUCCGUUGGGCGGGAGAAACUACUUUGGAGCUACGUCUCCUUAUCCGCCGUCUUACCCGAGAUAUGACACGGCAUGGUUGUCUCCCUCCAGCGCCGGACUGGGAUACGGCGGCGCGUGCGGCGGCGUUGGCCGCAGCCCGCCCGGCUGCUCGCCGCACACCGCACUGCCGCACCAGUCCUCGCCAGUGCCGCUUAACCCGUUCGCAUCGCAUCAGCUUCAGGGUCAGAUACAGAGUCCCCUGCAACCGAUGCAGUCAAUGCCAAUGAACUACAACACUAUAGGAGGUGUCACUUCUUUGGACGGAUCUCCAAGCCCCGGGCCUGGCUAUGCGCACUCCUCAGGUGGCUUCUCACCGGGCCGACACCAUGACGUUGUCACCUCUUCUGACACCGCCGUCACAAGAUUCCCCUUUUGGACUGAAGGAGGAUCCCCGAGCCCCAACCCAGGCUACGUGCCGUCGAGCAACUACUCGCCCACGCGACGACACGAGGCCGUCACGUCUUCCGACGCGGCCUCCCGAUUUUCGUUCUGGCCUGAAGCCGUCGGUGUCAAAGAGGAGGCUUCAACGACUCUCAUUACCAACGCCGCGCCCUACUCCAAAUGUUUCAUGUGAGAUCUGAGCCAAGCGAGAAACUCACAACACUACUAUCCUGGCCCUUUUAUGUGAUGUAAUCUUUAAUCACAAUAAUCAGCGGUCUGCUUUACGAAAGCUUCUACGACCCUAUCAAAUAAAAAUUUAAAAAGAGACUUCCAUUACCUACCUACCUAAUAUUUAAAAUUGCAAUUUUCGAAAAGCGGGCCCUGAUGGUUCAUUUACAUAUUUAUAUUACUUAUACCCACAAUCUCGUGUGAGUUUAUGAAUGUAUACUUUUUACACUUUUGUUUUAGGUCGGAAUAGGACAUCGAGUGUAGGUGUUUGACGUCUAAUGCAAAGAAAUUAAAAGUAAAACUAAGUAUUUCUAUAUUUCCAAGACUUUUUCAUGCUGUCAUAUCAUUUCGUGGUUCGUUAUCGAAACGGAAUCGGAUUUACCCAAACAUUCGUGCUAGAUAGCUUUCCUUAAUGGCAAACUAAAAUGACACACUCACAUUAUGCAAACAAACAACGAAAUGAAUUGUUUAGUUUAAAGAUUGUAUGUAAUAUGAAGUUUAAUUUAAAUUUUGAGUGAUGUGAUUUGAUUACUAGCAUAUUACAAGGGGCAUAUACCAGGAUAGAAAAAUCAAAUUUGAUCUGUAAUAUAAUGUGUAGUCAACUGUUAAAACUGAUAAGGUAAUAUAAUGUGUAUAUACAAUUCUAACGUUAAACGUGCAUUUAAAUGUGUAAGUAGGGGAAAACAGAUUUGGAGUAAUUCUCGACUUUAUUAAAUGUGUUUAAUGUAUUUUAUGUGUGUUGUAAUAUUCGUUGUUUAUUCGUAUAACAAAUUGAAUAUUAGAAUUAAAAUAAAUCAGAUUGUUAACAAGUAAACCACAUAUCGUUGCUAAAAAUGCUGUAAACUAACAACUUUUUUACUUAACGGACUAAUUCGUCUAUCCCACCGUUGCAGUAGGUUUCGUAUUUCAUUGUGAAAAAUUAUUGAUUAUAUUUUAUUCUUUAAGUAGAGAGAAAUAAGAUGGGCAGGCUCAACAGAUUACUAGCUA